Messenger RNA from Mangifera indica (mango), 2306 nucleotides. RefSeq lists its product as uncharacterized. NCBI's taxonomy places the organism in Eukaryota, Viridiplantae, Streptophyta, Magnoliopsida, Sapindales, Anacardiaceae. The record is from RefSeq and is a predicted model, not a curated record. The transcript is spliced from 6 exons. Bases 954 to 1901 code for a protein of 315 amino acids.
GUGUUAUUAAUUAUAAAAUCUUGUGAUCUCGGUUUUUACGCAUGUUUCUGCAAAUUAAAACCCAUGUACGAAUUGGAAAAUUCUGAUAUUUUUCUCUCUCUUUCUGUCUCAGCUCUUCGUAUUGUAUCGCUGUGGUUUGCUUUUCCGGGAAAGUUGAUUCAUUUUUGUUUUUUUUAAUUUUUCCUUGUUAAAGAAUAGUCCGGAUUCUAACGCGAAAUAUAAAGCCAUCAAAGGCUUUUCACCCGAAACCAUGGGUUUCUGUUGAAACAAACAAAAUUUCUUAAAACUGCCUCUCAUUUUCUCUUCGUUUUCUUUCCUAACAAAACUUGCUUAAAUUCUGGGUUUUUUUUUGGGAUUGAUUUUCAUGUUUUCUGCGUUAGAUUAGAUUUUGAUUUUAACUCGGAGAAUUAAUGUUGGAUAGCAAUCUUUCGUAACUCUUUCUGCAAAGUGAAGCAGUCUUUGUUUGUUUCUUGAAUAUUGAUCAAAGCAGAGUCGGCUUGAGUUUUCUUCAAGUUUAGAGAAAAUAAAAUUUAAAAGAACGAUCACUUGUUGCUUCAGUUUCCUUCUUUUCACUGUGAAUUUGAUCGUCUGUCAUAUUUGGAUUCUCUGUUUGCCGGAGAAGUGUUGAAUUAUCCAACAUUCGCCAGCAAAAACUAAACAGAAAUUCGGAGAGAAACACAGUUUUAUUUUCUAUUUUUGUUAUUCUUUUAUCUCCUGUUUAGUGUAAAGCGUCCGUGAAUUUGGCUGUCUAAACGUCAAAAAUUAGAAUUCUUUCGUAGACAAAAUCUGUUUUUUUUUUUUUUUUUUUCUUUCAUAAAAAUCAAAAUCCCUAUAAUCUCUCUCUCCCUCUCACUCUUUUCUCAUUUUUCUCUGUUUUUCGCUUUCUUUUCUUUUCAAAGCUGAUGCUGGGAGCCCUCUGAAUCUCUCCGUCCCUCUCUCAUUCCGUUGUUACCAUGUUUCUUGACAAAGGAUCAACGCAAUCUAAUCUAGAUUUCUUCCUUCAUUGCACCACUCCAGUAGUUUCAUCUCAAUUUCUCCCCAAGACUGAGAUUAGGAACCUUAACACGUUAUGGCACCCAUGGGAGAGGGAGAAGAUUGAGUACUUCACGUUAGGUGAUCUAUGGAAUUGUUAUGAUGAAUGGAGUGCUUAUGGGGCUGGGGUUCCUAUUUCUUUGAACAACGGUGACACCUUGGUUCAGUACUAUGUGCCUUAUCUAUCUGCAGUUCAAAUCUUUACCAGCAAUUCAUCUGUAAAUGGGUUAAGGGAAGAGACGGAUGAUGGUGAGACAAGGGAUUCAUUUAGUGAUUCUUGUAGUGAUGAGAGUGAGGUUGACAAGUUAUGGAGAUGGGACGGAAGUUCUUCGGAGGAAGGAGGAUUUGAGCAAGACAAUCUUUUGCAUGUGAAUGAUAGACUGGGUUUCCUUUAUUUCCAGUACUUUGAGAGAUCAACUCCUUAUGGAAGAGUUCCUCUAAUGGACAAGAUUAGUGGAUUAGCUCGCAGAUACCCUGGUUUGAUGUCAUUGCGAAGUGUGGAUCUUUCGCCGGCUAGUUGGAUGGCAGUAGCUUGGUACCCAAUCUAUCAUAUUCCCAUGGGAAGGACCAUAAAAGACUUGUCCACAUGCUUUCUCACAUAUCACACUCUUUCAUCUUCCUUCCAAGAUAUGGACCCUGAUGAUGACAUUGAGGGUGCAGAAAGGAAGCGUAAGGAAGGGGAAGGGAUCUCCCUUCCUCCAUUUGGUUUGGCCACUUACAAGAUGCAAGGGAAUGUGUGGGUCUCAGGCAAUUGUGGUCAGGACCAAGAAAGACUAAUGUCACUUUUUAGUGUGGCAGAUUCGUGGCUAAAGCAGCUGAGGGUCCAGCACCAUGACUUUAAUUACUUCAUGGGGAUUAGGCGUGGCUAAGAACCACCAUUUCAAGAUUUUCCAUGAAAGUGACUAAUCAACUAAAUCCUCCUUUUGGGACGGAGCUUUGUGAAUUUAGUGUGAGGAUUGUAGUUGAUUCUUCUCAUUGGUGAUGCUUCAUUUUGAUGGGCAUGACUCCUUUUGAGGCUAAUGCUGUACGUGAACUCAUCAGAUGGGGUGUGUGUGUACAUGAGCUAACCCAUCUUUUUUUGCUGCUUUUUUUAACGCGGUUAUUUGGGGUUUUAUGUGGAUGGAUUGCUACGUUUGAGAGACAUAGAAUAGGUUCUUGAAGACUCGAACUAUAAGCUUUAAACUUUUGUAGAUUGUGUAAUACAUUCUCUUCAUCUUUAAUGAAAAUCCACGGGAGACAGCGCAAAUCCUUUUAGGUUUUGCCAAGUUCAUCAA